UUGAUGGAUUCUGAUCUUCCCUAGUGCACUCAAAAUAAAUAUAAAUAAAAAAAAAAAAAAAAAGUAGAAGAAAGAGAAGAAAAAGUUGAGAACAUGUUCUCAUGUUUUAUGGCAUUUUCAUAAAAAAAGAGCUCUCAUUGCUCAUACUCUCAAGGACAUAUACACGGACGAGCAUGUUCUCUGUUUCCCGGAUUAUUUCAAGGUUUCAUAUGGCCCAGGCACUCAGAUCGGGAGUUGCUGCUGCUACUCGCUGUAGUUCUCAGUUAGGCUUUGGAUUCCCUUUCUUGUUAGAAGCUUGCUGGAUGAGUACUAGGAGAGAAAUCAUUGUUACGACCUCUCUCUCGGAAGAAAUAGCUCAACACACUUUAGAUGAAAUUGAAAAACGUGUUGAAGUUGGAAUAAGCCCCAAAACUAAAGAGGAGGCCAAACAAGUAAUAUCGUCUCUUACAACCUGCUUGGAGGAGAACAAAGUUUUGUUAAAAGAUGCAGCUGUAGCAUUGGCUGAGCUUAGAGCCUCAAUGUCUCAGCCCGAUGAAUAUGUUACUAUGGAGAAGAUAAGAAACGCAACAAAGGUUCUCCAGAGGUUAUAAAUCCAAAACUUUGUUUGAUUGUUCUAUUAUGUUUUCCUUGCUAAGGUUUCGUUUUCCCAGUCUCAACUAUAAUAAUAAUACUGAAAUUUUCCAUUCUCCUUGUCAUUAAACGGUUCUUCAUUUUUACGAACUUCUCAAAUAAUGUAACUGACAUUUAUCUCAGGUUUACACAUGUUUACACAAA
Messenger RNA from Brassica napus (rape), 774 nucleotides. RefSeq lists its product as uncharacterized. NCBI's taxonomy places the organism in Eukaryota, Viridiplantae, Streptophyta, Magnoliopsida, Brassicales, Brassicaceae. The record is from RefSeq and is a predicted model, not a curated record. The coding region runs from base 102 to 590 and encodes 162 amino acids. The transcript is spliced from 2 exons.